AUGCGAGUUUCGCUUCUUCUUGCGGGUUGUGCCACCCUGGCAAAUGCCUAUGCGCAUGGAAAUGUGGACAAGAGAAGCUCCUUCCAGGCAAAGUGCGAGUCUUUUGCACACAAAAUCCAAGUCGCAGAUGCGAUUAUUCAUAGCGUGACCCAUGUGCCGAUUGGGACAAACAUCUCUAUGUCAAAUGUUCCUUCCGUUUGUGCUUCAAAUGCAGAUGAUACAAGCAGCACAUUUGAAUUCUGUCGUGUUACACUUAAUGUGACGACUUCGCCGAAGAGUCAGAUUUUCAUGGAGGCGUGGCUACCCAGCAAUUACUCUGGUCGAUUUUUGAGUACUGGAAAUGGAGGCCUCGGUGGCUGCAUCCAAUAUUCUGACAUGGUCUACGCUACACAAUACGGAUUUGCUACAGUCGGCACCAACAAUGGUCAUUUCGGCGAUACUGGUGUCUACUUCUACCACAAUACUGAAGUGCUCCAGGACUAUGCUUACCGUGCUAUUCACACCGGAGUAGUCGUUGGCAAAGAACUCACCAAACAGUUCUACUCUCAGGGCUAUGAUAAGUCUUACUAUUUGGGCUGCUCGACUGGUGGUCGAGAGGGCUGGAAGUCUAUUCAGAAGUUCCCCGAUGACUUUGAUGGCGUGGUGGCUGGAUCACCUGCUUUCAACUUGAUCAACCUUAUCAACUGGGGCGCUCGAUUCUUACCAACCACUGGCAAUCCGAGCGCGGCUACAUUCAUCACGGAUGCUCAGUGGAUCACUAUCCAUGAUGAGAUUCUUCGACAAUGUGAUGAUCUGGAUGGUGCCGCAGAUGGGAUCAUUGAGGAUCCUGAUCUCUGCCAGCCGAUCUUUGAGACUUUGCUUUGCAACUCGACUGCAAGUGCUGGCUCCAGCUCGUGCCUCACGGGUACGCAAUUAAAGACCGUUAAUACUAUCUUCAGUCCUCUUUACGGAAACAGUGACACCCUCUUGUACCCCCGGAUGCAACCUGGAUCGGAGCUGACGGCGGCCUAUGUUUACUACAACGGCAUGCCAUUUUCCUACGCGGAGGAUUGGUUCCGCUACGUUGUUUACAAUAAUCCAACUUGGGAUCCUGCAUCAUGGACGAUCAAUGAUGCCGUGGUCGCGGAUGCGCAGGAUCCGUACGAGGUCUCGACAUUCCAAGGCGACAUCUCUGCAUUCCAGAAGAAGGGCAAGGUCCUUCACUACCACGGAAUGGAGGACCCAAUCAUCUCGUCUGACAGUUCGAAGAUGUACUACAAGCAUGUCGCUGAUACCAUGAAUCUCAGCCCAUCCGAGUUGGACGAAUUCUACCGGUUCUUCACAAUCAGUGGAAUGGGUCACUGUUCGACCGGUGAUGGUGCCGGAUCUAUUGGUCAAGGUGUAGGGACCUUUGCCGGAAAUGACCCAGAGGACAACGUUCUUCUUGCGAUGGUGCGAUGGGUGGAAGAGGGUAUCGCACCGGACUUUGUGCGUGGUACCAAGUUCAAUGGCACCGAGGUGGAAUAUCGUCGGAAGCACUGCAAAUAUCCUAAGCGCAACAAGUAUGUUGGUCCAGGCACUUAUGAGGAUGAGAAUGCUUGGAAGUGUGUUUGA
Penicillium daleae is the source of this 1593-nucleotide messenger RNA. RefSeq names its product feruloyl esterase B-1. The coding region runs from base 1 to 1593 and encodes 530 amino acids. The transcript is spliced from 2 exons. Lineage: Eukaryota; Fungi; Ascomycota; Eurotiomycetes; Eurotiales; Aspergillaceae. The record is from RefSeq and is a predicted model, not a curated record.